This is a messenger RNA of Cydia fagiglandana, 2527 nucleotides long. RefSeq names its product charged multivesicular body protein 7. The coding region runs from base 141 to 2510 and encodes 789 amino acids. The record is from RefSeq and is a predicted model, not a curated record. Gene Ontology annotation, biological process: vesicle budding from membrane; late endosome to vacuole transport via multivesicular body sorting pathway. The transcript is spliced from 12 exons. Lineage: Eukaryota; Metazoa; Arthropoda; Insecta; Lepidoptera; Tortricidae. Gene Ontology annotation, cellular component: multivesicular body.
AAAAAGCAUGGCGGAUUGUCGUUCCCGUGCUGUGUGUAUUUUUAUUUUGACGUCUCUGUAUGAACUGUCUUUGUUUUAAAUCAGCGUUAUUUAUAGAAAACUGUGCACAUUUAAACAGUGAGUGUUGAUUAAAACCCACAAUGGGUUUACCAGACACCUGUAUCACUGAGGACAAGCUUCCACAAUGCUGGUCGGACGAUGUGCGCAUGAAUGCACUUUUUGCACCUUUUCGUUUGAAAACUGCAAACCCUGAGUCUUGGGACAUGAAGAUGAAGUUCUGGUCUGAUCUGCUGAGGCAGUAUUGCCGCUGGAAAAAGGACCCAGUGGUAUCUGCGGCGGAUUUAAAAUGCGCCUUUAUGAGGAAGGGUCGGACGCCCGCUUGCCUUGACAUUGUGGUGGAAGAAAUGUUCCGCAACGGUGAGCUAGCACCCCUAACAAAGUACCAGCAGAUCCUGCACAACGGGCCGGAAGGUUGGGUGCGCUGGGGCGCUCGCUUGGCGUUCAAGCCGGCAGCACUGGCGUUGACUGCUGUCACCUCACUCCUGCCGGCGCGGCAGGCUAUUGACAGCGACGGGCUGCCUAAAGCCAGCAUUGAUUCCACACAGAGAUUUGUGUGCGAAAGCGCUGUGAAGGAGCAAGCAACAGAGCUUCUAGAGAACUUUCCCAACGACGCAGAGCGGAUAGGAACCGUAGACGAGCUGAUGAAAAUCUGCAAGUGGCAGCAGGGAAGGGACACCUUCGAGAUGCUGCUCGGGUACCUAGUGGCCCAGGGUGCUGCUGUCAAGAAGGAUGAAGUCAUCAAACUGGCUGAGCCGAACAAGAAAGCGACGCCAGUCACUGAGACGGACGAGGCCCUGGUGCGCUUGGUAGCGGCCGAGGCGAGGCUGGAGGCCGAGGCCGGCAAGCUGGCUCGCGAGGCCUCCAUCGCUGAAGGCGAGGCCAGGGCAGCUUUGCAGCUGGGCAACAGACUUGCAGCUAAGAACCACCUCCGUCGGAAACACAAAUUGCAGCAACGCAUCGACCACACGGACGGCGCGCUGCAGAACGUAAAGCAACUGUUACAGCAGAUGCGAGAAGUGGACACCACUAGCGCCAUCGUCGACACAUACAAGGUGUCAUCGCAAGCGCUGAAGCGCGGCAUGAAAGAGGGAGGUCUCGAUGAGGACGCCGUGCACGACACUAUGGACGAUCUCAAGGAGGUGAUGGAGCAAUACAACGAGGUGGAGAAGGCCCUGGCAGGGUCCGCGGAAGACGUGGACGCGGCCGAGUUGGAGCAGGAGCUCAGGGAACUCCUGUCCGGCCCCGCAGCGCCGCCUGGCGGCGGCGAGAGGAAAGAAGUCCCCGUCCCAAGAACGCCGCAGUCCAAAAAGAACACAGAACCCGACUUCGUGUUCGACGGCGAGGAGCGCGUCAUCGCCGAGCUGAACGAGCUGAGCGUCGAGGAUGCUUCUCCCAGGGCCCCUCGCACCAGAGUCCCUGUGGCUGAGGGCUGGGAACCUACACCUACAGGUCAGACCCAGGCAAGUGCAGAACUAGAGCUGAGCGUCGAGGAUGCUUCUCCCAUGGCCCCUCGCACCAGGGUCCCUGUGGCUGAGGGCUGGGAACCUACACCCACAGGUGAGACUGGCUCUCGAAACCUGAACGCAAAGCCUCUCCGAAGCCAUCUCAAAGCUGGUACCCGCCCAGCACUGAAUGCCUCCGCCCCGACACCACUUGGAACAACAACCCGGACCGGAGCUACGACGAACUACGAUUGGAUGACAGAUUACACCCCGUACCCGCCCAGCACUGAAUGCCUCCGUCCCAACACCACUUGGAACAACAACCCGGACCGGAGUUACGACGAACUACGGUUGGAUGACAGAUUACACCCCGGUGAGUGUUCAUCUCACAUUAACCCCGAAGCCUCUCCGAAGUCAUCUCAAAGCUGGUACCCGCCCAGCACUGAAUGCCUCCGUCCCGACACCACUUGGAACAACAACCCGGACCGGAGCUACGACGAACUACGAUUGGAUGACAGAUUACACCCCGGUGAGUGUUCAUCUCACAUUAACCCCGAAGCCUCUCCGAAGUCAUCUCAAAGCUGGUACCCGCCCAGCACUGAAUGCCUCCGUCCCGACACCACUUGGAACAACAACCCGGACCGAAGCUACGACGAACUACGGUUGGAUGACAGAUUACACCCCGGUGAGUGUUCAUCUCACAUUAACCCCGAAGCCUCUCCGAAGUCAUCUCAAAGCUGGUACCCGCCCAGCACUGAAUGUCUCCGCCCCGACACCACUUGGAACAAGAACCCGGACCGCAGUUACGACGAACUACGAUUGGAUGACAGAUUACACCCCGGUCAACCUUUCAACAUUGACUUCACCAUGCCAGCGAAGCUAUACAGCUCGGAUUUCCAAGUCCGCGACCACAAGCCCCACUCCGGAGUAUGGCUCUACAAUAGUAGAGACGACAACUGUAAUACUCUUAACAACUCUUUCAGCUCUAGUACACAAUACACUAGGUAAGUGGCCUUGAAUUCUUU